AUGCUCCUGUACACAAGGCUUGCUGCCCCCAAAGUCCCCAGAAAGCGAUCACGGGCUGGUUGCAACUAUUGCAAAGACAAGAAGAAGAAGUGUGAUGAACUUCGGCCAACUUGUAGUAGAUGUCAGGAGCAUGGCGAGGAGUGUCGGUAUGAACCAGUCAAGCCGCGUCAGCGCCGCAACAUCGAGGUUUCCAACAAAAAAGUAUCAAAUGAAGAAUCCCCCCUACUUCCUGGGGAUUCCAAGAGCUGCGUGUCAGUCCAGACAACGCCAGAUCAUCAGCUGGCGUUGACGGGGACAUCAACCUCCCACGAAACAGACCACCCCGUUCCGUGGGACGGCUCUGAGUCCAUAUCAAAGGACUGUGGACGCGAUUCUCUGGGCCCCCUUGGCCAUGAUUCAUUACCUCUGUUGAGUAAUGGAACCCAACACCUACCUGGGAGCCUCCUUGUCCAUUCAAAGUCCAGUCACAACCCAUCCCUCCCCCUCACAGCGCCUGCAGCCACCCCGUCGCCGCUGUUCGAGUUUUGUGCACCUGCAUUUGAGGAGUUUUCCAACGACUACCAUCAUCGAGUCCUUGUGAACCAUUUUUGCAAUACCCUUUCCCAUCUGAUAGUUUUGAGAGAAGAUGAAGGAAACCCAUUCCAGCAACUUGUUCUUCCACUUGCGCACAACAGUCCGGCUGUUAAGAGUGCCAUUUACGCCCUCGCCAGCGCCCACUUGGAAGGAAACAGGGCUCAGAAGAUGGAGAACGACCAAAAGAGUAUUCAAUUUCACAAUGAAGCCAUUCGUAACCUGGCAAAUCUCAUAGGAAAGGGCAAUAAUGGAGACAAGAAUGAGUUGCUGGCAACCAUUAUUUUACUAGUGUACUACGAGGUGCUCGUACAAAGACGGCGUUCAAAUCUGGUCGAAGGUCAUUUAAAGGGGGCGAUGGCGAUCAUGCGGAAUGGACCGAGUAGAAAUGACCAGACCAGUUUGUUUUUAGACCGAGCGUUCCGAUUUUACGAUGUGAUUGCAGCUUUGUCAUCUGGUACGGCGCCAGUGUCGGAUCAUCCAAGCUGUGACAGUUUCACGGGGCUCCUUGAGCAGACCGACUCACAAGGCUCAUCAUCGCCACCUGUCAGCGUGGACGCGUUGCUCGGCCUCGCCACAUCUCUAUGGCCAGUCAUUCACAGACUAUCGGGUCUCCUUACUCUAAAGAACUGUAUGGAAGAAUCAGUAUCUCGUGGUGACUUGUCGGGUACUGCCGAUCUGCGUGCUAGAUUCGGCGCGGAAUGCGCCGCUGUUGAAUCUUCUCUCGAGGAAUGGCAGCCGAUGCUACCAGUAGUCUGUGAUCCCCAGACUAAUCUUGAACAAUCAACCGCCAGUUUUGGGGCGAGAAUGAGUCAGUUUCAAAGCAUUUUCAAUACGGCCUUGGCCUACAGGCACUCGGCUCUGGUGUACCUGCAUCGAACCAUUUAUGAUUCUCCUAGAGGUGACCCAACGGUGCAGCGCCAUACCUCCAUCAGCCUCGUGCACUGUGAGGCGACGGUGAGACACGAAGGACCUAUGGGUGCACUGCUAUGGCCCUUGUUUGUUGCGUCCUGUGAGGCUGUUGAACCAACAGAUAGAGAUUUGGCCAGCAAAGCUUUUAGGGGCAUUGGCCAAAGGCAGGGAAUGACAAAUAUCGACAGAGCUUGGGAGGUGGUGCAAGAAGUCUGGAACCGGGCGGAUGAGAUCGAUGACCACAGCCCAGAGGCGAUCAUCACUCCAGGGCAGGGUAAGAAGGAUCUAUGGAGAAGAGUGAGCGAGGACAUGGGAAUGACCAUCGUUUUUGGAUAA
Molecule: messenger RNA, 1818 nt
Organism: Metarhizium robertsii ARSEF 23
Lineage: Eukaryota; Fungi; Ascomycota; Sordariomycetes; Hypocreales; Clavicipitaceae
Product: transcription factor Cys6
Exons: 6
Coding region: 1-1818 (605 amino acids)
Biological process (GO): positive regulation of transcription by RNA polymerase II
Cellular component (GO): nucleus
Molecular function (GO): DNA-binding transcription factor activity, RNA polymerase II-specific; zinc ion binding; transcription cis-regulatory region binding
Source: RefSeq, a predicted model, not a curated record